AUAUUUCACUACUUCGAUCAACACGACUCAAAAUGGCGCUCCCAGAGUACAAGCAGAAGUUCCUCAAAGACUGCGUGUCGGCCGAAGCACUCAAAUUCGGCACCUUUACACUAAAGUCCAAGCGCAUUUCCCCAUACUUCUUCAAUGCGGGACUGUUCCACAGAGCCGACUUGCUACGCUCCAUAUCCUCAGCCUACGCGCACACCUUGAAGGCCCACGGAGAGGCAGACGCCUCUUUCCAAUGGGACAUUCUCUUCGGACCAGCAUACAAAGGCAUUCCACUGGCAGCAGCUACCCUUGAUAAACUAGCGGAUCUCGACGUCUCCAAGUACGGACAGAAGAGCUACAGUUUCAACCGCAAGGAAGCCAAGGACCAUGGCGAGGGCGGCAACAUCGUCGGCGCAUCUCUCAAAGGCCGAAAGGUUGUCAUCGUAGAUGACGUGAUCACGGCUGGAACCGCCAUUCGCGAAGCAAUCGAAAUCAUCAAGAAGGAAGGCGGAGAACUAGUCGGCAUCAUCGUGGCAUGCGACAGGCAAGAGAAGAUGCCCACGGCUACUGACGACGAUGGGAAGCCUGGGCCCAGCGCAAUUGGAGAGGUUAGGAAACAGUAUGGUAUUCCAGUACUGGCGAUUUUGACGCUGGACGAUGUGCUGCAGUACCUGAGGGCGUUGGGUGGGGAAGAAGACUUGAAGAGGUUGGAUGAGUAUCGGGCGAAAUACAAGGCGAGCGAUUAAGUAUCAUGAGUGGGCCCACGAGAAUACGAGUAAAAAGCAUGGUCUUGAGGGCAGCAACUACUUGAAAGUGCUCUAGAAAUUAGCUUCGUGGACAUGAGGACACGAAGAGAAGUGUGUCGGACAGGCGCCAUGACACUGCUGGAGCUUCACGAUAGAUGAAUGCAAUGAACAAGUAUUUCUUCAGAGGCUUUCCAAUCAAGGCGUUCAUUGCUCAAGCAGCCGAGACUUCUAUGGAGAGUCAAUAUAGACCAAGAGCAUUCG
Molecule: messenger RNA, 995 nt
Organism: Cucurbitaria berberidis CBS 394.84
Lineage: Eukaryota; Fungi; Ascomycota; Dothideomycetes; Pleosporales; Cucurbitariaceae
Product: orotate phosphoribosyltransferase
Exons: 1
Coding region: 33-734 (233 amino acids)
Biological process (GO): 'de novo' pyrimidine nucleobase biosynthetic process; pyrimidine ribonucleoside biosynthetic process; pyrimidine nucleotide biosynthetic process
Cellular component (GO): cytoplasm
Molecular function (GO): orotate phosphoribosyltransferase activity
Source: RefSeq, a predicted model, not a curated record